Molecule: messenger RNA, 2709 nt
Organism: Salarias fasciatus (jewelled blenny)
Lineage: Eukaryota; Metazoa; Chordata; Actinopteri; Blenniiformes; Blenniidae
Exons: 3
Coding region: 88-1032 (314 amino acids)
Source: RefSeq, a predicted model, not a curated record
CAGUGUCGAGUUUGCUUUCUUCACCUGCUCACCUGUGCUGCUGAUCUUCAGAAGUUUCACUGUCAGUUUGCUGAGCUUCAGUCCAUCAUGAGCAAAGAUCAAAGAGUGGAGAAUCAGAGGGACCUGCAGCCUGAUGAGGAGAAGGAUCCCGACAUGAAGAAGCUAUCAAUGCUUCCUGAAUUACUUCUCCUCAUACUAAUGAAACAGCAACUGAAGAAGAGUGCCAGUCAGAUGUUGGUGAAGGUCGCAGAAUUAAGGUGCAGCAAUCCAACAGUCCUGAAGUGGCUCAGAGAAAAUUCACAGUCUGAAGACUUCUCCGAUCUUGCGGAGAUCUUUCAUUUCCUGAAACAAAAGAUUGAAGAAGAGCAGAAAAAGGACCACGGCAACACUGUGGACAUUAUAUUUGUUUGUCAUGGAGCCAUCAGAGAUGUGAUGAUUCCAGCCUGCUGUCUGUUGCCUUUGCCCUCCAUCACGGACGUGGUCCUCUAUGCUCCCUGGAACUGUGCCAGUGAUGCCACUCUAUCGUACGCCCUGGCCAGGGAAAAACUCAAACCCCACCACAGAGUUUUUGUCUCUCGGAAAGACAGCCGUAAAAUUCCUGCUCCUGACAAACUGCCCAACCACUGGAACUCCAUGAAGGAGGCUGGAGAACAGAAGAUCCCCAACAUCAUGGUCAGUCCUCUGAGGUCUGAUGACGGAGUGUGGAAACGAUACCAAGAGCUGCAGAAAAAACACGGACCACCAGGAAGAAACCGCAUCGUGAUUCCCUUCUUCUUCCCAGAGAGCAUUGGAAGCGUCCCGUUCUCUGUGGUCAGCCUCGCUCUGUCUCUGGUGCUGGACUCCUCCAGAUUCACAGCCACCGUCCACUUUGAUAACUGCCUUGUCGAUCAGUCCAGGGGUCAGAAGUUUGAUCCAGAGUACCUGAGGAGUCAGUACUCCUACACUGAAGACAACGUCAUCAUGACGGUUUCAGAGUACACAUUCACUGAAUCCUGGCUGGGACGUUUGGUUAACUAUUAUUUUGGUUUAUAGUUUCACAUCCAUCUGUCUGACUGUCAGCUGGACUGGAACAGAAGAUGUUUUUACUCCAAUAAUUUUCAAAAAUUCAUUUAUUUAUUUAAUUGAUCAGUUUUCUUGCUCGUUGAAUUAUAUUAAACCGGGCAAAAUGUAUUUGAUUUCUUAAAAAUUAAGAUAUUGAAUGAGAACUGUUGUAGUGAGUUUGGUUCAAGAACAGCGCACUUUAAUUUGAUGCACUUUAUAAAUACAGUGUCAUUACUGGUGUGAAAGUUUAUUAGACCUCAUUGACACAAUGCAACUUUUUCAAGUAAACUUUUGUUAUAUCUUGGGUGAUAGCUUAUGUGGCAAGAGAGCUCCAUAUUCUCCUGAGACUUAGUAGUUCUGUAGUGGAGUCAUCAUAAUAACAACCCAACUUGGUCUGGAUAUAAAUGUGUGUGUACUCGCCACUGUUAAUGCUUAUUGUGUAUUCUGCUCUGCAUGGAAAUUUUCAAGUCCUCAGAGAAAAGACCAGCUGAUUUUAACAAAAGCUUUUUAAGAAUCUUCAGAUGAAACUACUCUUUUGUUUUGUUUUUUAUAAGAUCAUUUAUUGCUAAAAUUUUUCCAAAUUAUCUGUUUUAAUUUAUUCAUACAAUGUGUCAGAUCAUGGUGAAUUAUUGAUGAGUCACUCUUUAUAAUCUACACUGACAUUGUGAAUUUUAGUAUUUUUAAUAUAGUAAAAUGAGUUUAAGGUACCUUCAACAUAUUUUUUUGUUAAUACAUGUUGUAAUACAUGUACAUGUGAUCGGGCGCUUGGGAAAGGGCUUUGUUUCAUUUGUGUGCUGUGUGUUGCUGGUUUGCCUUUGUUUUCCUUUUAUCCUUGAAUAAGCCCUUCCCAUUCACCUUGAUUGGAACCCCUGUUCACGUGAGCCUCUAGCCAAACCUGUAUUCAAUUGGCGCACCUGGGCUGUGGCAAAUUGACAGGUGCAUAAAAGGCAGUGUGGCUGUUGGCAGCAGGAGAGCAGACACAGGGCAGCAGACACGGAGGAGCAGACACAGGGGAAGCAGCGCACCGGGGAAGCAGUGCACCGGGAGAACGGCAGCCACAACACCAAGGGAGCACACUCUGGGGCCGUGAUGGAACCAGGACGGGACCAGCGGAGCGAUCCAGUUCGAGCACCACACAUUGUUGACACGCAGCGGCAGGGAGGAAACCCUGCCACGCCCGUGAGUAUUAUACUCGUCCAGUGUGGUGCUCACUACAUGGACUAGAGCGUGGAGUCACUUGGUCCCGCUUUGUGCUGGCCCGGUUUUGUACGUGGCAGGUGCCGUCCGGACGUCCCUCUGGUGACCGGAGCAACGCAGAAGGAGGAACUGCACCCCACCCCAGACGACGUUGGGAUUGUCUUGGGGAUCCAGCCUCCGUCCACGCCGGGUGGAGAAGCCCUGCCCCCAGAGCGGCACCCGGGAGCUGAUAUUGAAGUGCUUGGACCCCCCCGCAGUAUUUAAGACCCGUUUAGAAUAGUUUUGUAUUGUUUUAAUCCUUUUAUUCUUCUUUUAACACUAUUUAUAAUAUUUUAGACCAAAUAAACUGCAUCUUGUAUUUCAUUACGUGGAUUGCUCUUUGUUGGUCACACCCUGCUCUCACUCACCCAAUUUCAAUACUUUGCCGGCCACUAAUAUCCAUUUACAUCCCCCAGCGAUAACUCUUUUGAA